Molecule: messenger RNA, 1091 nt
Organism: Corticium candelabrum
Lineage: Eukaryota; Metazoa; Porifera; Homoscleromorpha; Homosclerophorida; Plakinidae
Exons: 1
Source: RefSeq, a predicted model, not a curated record
ACUCAUUACACUGGUGACAGACGUGGGACGAGCAACGAGCACGUCGAAGUGGAGCCAUCUCCAUCUCAAGCCAACAGCAGCACAGUUUGGGCCAAACGACGCCCGGCGGUGCUGCCGGAUUGUUUCACAGGCGACCCUGAUCUGCGAUGGUGUGAUUGGCUAGACGACUUUGAGCUACACGCGGAGGUGAACGAGUGGGACGAUACACAACGGCGACAAUAUCUUGCUGUACGGCUAAAGGGCUACCCGCGUGAACUCUACAGGUCACUUACCGCUGAGGAGAAACCUUCGUAUGAUUCGUUGAAAUCGGCUCUAGCCUCUCAUUUUGAACCUCUGGACCAAUCGGAGCUUUACCGCACGGAGUUCAGGGCAAGAACCAAGAGGGACGACGAGCGACUUCUCGAGUUCGCCAUGCCACUUCGCACAUUGGCUUCCCUCGCUUUUCCAAAAAUGGCGCCUGCACAAAGAGAUCUGCUGUCGCGCGAUCAAUUCAUCGAUGGCCUGACUGAGGAUGACUUCCGCAUACGCGUUCGUCAUGCAAAGCCAAAGUCGUUGGACGAUGCAGUCAAGGCCGCCCUCCAAUUAGAAGCAAUCACUAGGUCGGAAGCCAAACGUGGUACGGAGGAACGGGCAGUGAAGUCAUCCUCAGCGAUUCCAGGAGUCCGUUUUCACGAACAGCUAGUCACGACGAUGAAGGAAAUGACCGCCGCCUUGCAGGGAGUCUCCGGGGACAAGCCUCGCGACUACCGCGCAACCAGAGGACGAGGGCAGCGAGGCAACGAAGGCAAAGGGCUAGCCAGCGGACUUCGUAGGACUGUAGAGUGCUGGAGAUGUGGGGGGAUUGGUCAAUACCAAUCGCAGUGCCCUUUUUUUAGGCUGUAGCAGAUAGUAAACGUAGCAAAUGGAAUACACCACGACCACAGUAUUCAGGUGUCCAUGUUGAUUGUGAUAGACAACCGCCAAGUGCAGUAGUAGGAACAAACACGUCAACUGAUGGUCACGUGGUGUAUGUAGAGGCUAGAAUUGCCGGACCGCAAGAACGCUGCUUAGUGGAUACAGGAGCAGGUGUUUCUAGUUUACCCGAGUCCUUC